AUGUCAGCCAUAGACGAGAUACGCAAGAUCCCUCCGGUCACACGCUACAUGCUAGCUGCGACCGGAGCCAUCACCCUACCCUGCAUCCUCCAAAUCACCUCCGCUUACCGCUUCGUCCUCUUCUGGCCACUCGUCAUCCGCAAGUUCCACGUCCAUCGAAUCUUCACCUCCUUCUUUUUCGGUGGAGGCGGGCUCAAGCUCCUCUUCGAUGUUUUCUUGCUCUAUCGCAAUAGCUCGGAUCUCGAGUUGAAUCACUUUGGUCGACGUACGGCAGACUACACUUGGUCAUUGCUUGUAAUGGGUACCUUAAUCUUGGCCGCGAACUACCCGCUCGGCUCGGUCAUCUUCUUCGGACCGCUCCUGAAUGCGCUGGUGUAUGUUUGGGCAAGGGCGAACCCGAGUAGUAGUGUCAGCUUCUUCGGGAUGGUGAAUUGUCCGAGUAGGUGGUUGCCGUACGUGUAUUUAGGGUUGGAUUUGUUGCAGGGGGGACCAGGGUUGGCGGUGACGAGCGGGACAGGCUUGUUGGCGGGAUACGCAUAUUGGGUAUUGGAUCAGGUGCUUCCUGCUCAGCGUGGAGCCGGUGGAAGAGGUGGAGGCAGGGGUGGCAGCUACAUCCCUACGCCAGGUUUCCUGCACACCUUGUUGCCCGACUCGCUCGAUCCGAGUCUGGCAGGUCAGAACAUGGGCAAUAGGAAUGCAAGGCGUGUCGCAGGUGGCACCGUCUGGAACGCCUCGCGAGACAGCGGCCAUAGACUCACGGAUCGUUCCACCAGCGCAACGCCUCGUCCCACCAGUAUCGCUUCGGCACUGGGAGCCGGUGCACGCUCCACCAUCAACUCGAUCAACCCCUUCCGCGGCUCCUCCGCGUCUCGCACAUCCACCGGUCCUAGCAGGGAAGACAUGCUAGCAGCCGCAGAACGACGACUCCGCGCAUCUCAAGCCUCGUCCAUCGUCGGUCGCAACGCGGCGGAACGAUCCUCCAAACCGGCAGGCUCAAACACGCCAGGCACAACAAGCCUCAACGCUCGUCCAGCAGCUGAUUCGACCAGCAAUCUCAGAAAGACCGCUGCUGCGGCGAACCAGAGCAACACGUUCACGUUCGGUCAGCUCAACGCAAAGGGCAAGGAGGGUGACGCGGAGGAAGACCAUAGUUCCAGUGGCGGAGCGGUUGCCGAGCAGCGAUGGGGGACGGGGAAGGGCAAGGAAAAGGCGAAGGGCAGUGACGAUGAGGGCGAGUCUCAGAGCGGCACAGGUGCCGGACACAGUUGGGGUUCUGGCGGACAACGGCUCGGUGAAUAA
Messenger RNA from Pseudozyma hubeiensis SY62, 1299 nucleotides. RefSeq lists its product as hypothetical. The record is from RefSeq and is a predicted model, not a curated record. The transcript has a single exon. Gene Ontology annotation, biological process: endoplasmic reticulum unfolded protein response. Lineage: Eukaryota; Fungi; Basidiomycota; Ustilaginomycetes; Ustilaginales; Ustilaginaceae. Gene Ontology annotation, cellular component: Hrd1p ubiquitin ligase ERAD-L complex; endoplasmic reticulum membrane. Gene Ontology annotation, molecular function: misfolded protein binding; ubiquitin-specific protease binding. Bases 1 to 1299 code for a protein of 432 amino acids.